Letharia columbiana is the source of this 939-nucleotide messenger RNA. RefSeq lists its product as uncharacterized. The record is from RefSeq and is a predicted model, not a curated record. NCBI's taxonomy places the organism in Eukaryota, Fungi, Ascomycota, Lecanoromycetes, Lecanorales, Parmeliaceae. The coding region runs from base 1 to 939 and encodes 312 amino acids. The transcript has 2 exons. Gene Ontology annotation, molecular function: epoxide hydrolase activity.
AUGAUUAGUAACGCUCCCAUACACAAGAAAGGCAAAGACACAAUGGCUCCCACAAACCCCUUCUCCUACCCGUCCACCUACAACAACAUCGCCAUCACUCCUAACACCACAGUCUCCUACAUUUCCGCCGGCUCUCCCACUCUCCCCACCCUGCUCCUCCUCCACGGCUUUCCCUCAUCCUCAAACCAAUUUCGCAACCACAUCCCCCUCUUAUCCACCACCUACCACGUCCUUGCGCCCGACCUCCCCGGCUUCGGGUUAACAACCUUCCCCCCAGAAUAUGACUUCACCUUCGACCACCUAGCUCUCACAAUCAGCGCGUUCCUCACCGCCCUCAACAUCGGCACCUACGCCAUGUACAUCUUCGACUACGGUGCCCCAGUCGGCCUGCGCCUCGCUCUCAGCAAUCCAUCAUCCAUCAAAGCGAUAAUUUCUCAAAAUGGCAACGCGUACGUCGAAGGACUCGGCCAUCCAUUCUGGGACCCGAUCGAAGCGCUCUGGGCCGACCCUUCGCCUCACAACUACGAAAUCGUCCGCAAUGGCGUCUUGACCCUCGAAGCGACAGUGUACCAAUACACGUCCGGCGUCCCAUCUGAUGGCCUGCCUCUCGUCAACCCGGCCGCAUAUACAUACGAUUACCUCAAGAACGUCCAGACACCAGCUGAUCAAGAUCGCCAACUAGCUCUGUUUUAUGACUACCGUAACAACGUAGCAAUGUAUCCUGCAUUCCAAGCUUAUUUCCGCGAAUCACAGGUACCGCUGCUGGCUGUAUGGGGCAAGAACGACCCUGCAUUCGUACCAGCGGGUGCGGAGGCUUUCAAGAGGGACUUGCCGAGGGCAGAGGUGAAAUUUGUGGAUACGGGACAUUUUGCGCUGGAGACGAAGGUGGAGGCGAUUGCUGAUGAGACGUUGCAGUUUCUGAGGAGAGUCGGAUACUGA